AUGGGUAGGUCACCAUGCUGUGAAGACAGUGGUGUAAAGAAAGGGCCAUGGACACCAGAAGAAGAUGAGAAACUAAUGGAUUAUAUUAAAAAACAUGGCCGUGGAACGUGGAGAACACUUCCGAAGCAUGCAGGUUUAAACAGGUGCGGGAAAAGCUGCAGGCUAAGGUGGGAAAACUACCUAAGGCCGGAUAUUAAGAGAGGGAAAUUCUCUGAAGAAGAGGAGCGAUUGAUCAUCAACCUUCAUUCAGUUCUUGGAAACAAGUGGGCAAAGAUUGCUUCCCAUCUUCGAGGGAGAACUGAUAACGAGAUCAAGAAUUAUUGGAACACCAACAUAAGAAAGAAGCUUCUCCAGAUGGGUAUUGAUCCAGAAACUCACAAACCAAAAACUACCUUCAAUCACCUUAUGAGUCUUUCCCAGUUUCUUUCCCAGUUGCUUUGCAUGUCAAAUUUUGGCUUGGGCUCUUCAAUGAGUCCUUUGAACAGUCCUCUUAGCUUGCAUGAAGAUAUCACUCAAUUAGCCAAACUACAACUUCUACACAAUAUGUUACAACUUAUGAAAAACACUUCAUUGAUUAACAUGGGUAUCCCUUACCUUUUGCGCAAUCAAAAUCUAAAUCCACUUCCUACAUUAAUCAAAGGGACAAGCAUUGACCAAACUAAAGAGCCAAUCUUGAUAGGUCAAGAAUAUGCAAACCCUACUGGUAACAACCCCGGUCUUUUAUUCUCUCAAGCACAUGGUGAACCUAAUCUGGGGGUUCUUGGUUACAACAAAAGCAGCAUCAACUUACAAGAAAAUCAAGCAGAAAACUUGCUUCCUGCAUUGGUUGCAUCCUGUCCUAGGACAAUUAACUUCAAUCAAAUUGAUAGGAACUUCAACACAGCACAGAUGUCCUCCUCAACCUUUGAGGCUUGGGAGAAGUUCCUUAUUGAUGAUGAUGAUGGAACAAGCGGUUCCUACUGGAAAUAG
Abrus precatorius (Indian licorice) is the source of this 969-nucleotide messenger RNA. RefSeq names its product transcription factor MYB41-like. The coding region runs from base 1 to 969 and encodes 322 amino acids. Lineage: Eukaryota; Viridiplantae; Streptophyta; Magnoliopsida; Fabales; Fabaceae. The record is from RefSeq and is a predicted model, not a curated record. The transcript has 2 exons.